CAAAAUCAGGACCGGUGGGCCACUAAAAACCCAUUUCGGGAAAGAAACCGUCAACCGUCCACGUUGAUCAGUCAGCUGUUUGAGUGGAGUGGAUGGUGGGAGUGACCUGGCCACCAAAAUGGGUUAUGUCACUGAAAACUCAUUCCGGGAAAGAAACCGUUCAAAACGUCUGGUGAUCAGGUCCAUCUGUUUCCGAGGAUUGGUAUGGUCCACCUUGACCAACGGUCAAAGAUCAGAAGGUCCAGAUCUCAGGAUCAUGUGAUUUCUAGUACAUACAUCAUGGGCCCCACCAAACGAGCGCUCCAGAUUACAAGCCCGGGCAUCCAUUUUUCUUCUCUUAUUGUGGGCCUCAUUUCUAAUUCCUUUUAAUCUCAACCAUCCAAACAACCGUACUUCCAGACCACCCUCAAAAUACCCAAUACGUAUAUUUUUCCACCACUACGUAUCCAACCCCUAAAUAUAGCAAAGAAAACCCACAUCAGUCCAAACUAAGUAAAAAAUACGUAUUUUAUACGGUUACACAGCCCAUACUCCGUCAAAACGCCCUAUACCGUACGUUCCAUCUUGCCCAAAACCCGACAAAAAUACCCGCUUUCAUCUCCAACCAAUCCCACCAAGCCACGUAGGACUCCAUCCCAACGGCCAAAACUAACGCCGUCAGUUUCCCGCCACAACCAAAACGCCACCCACCCCUAGUUUGGCACCUGAAAUAACGGAAAGUGAUAACGGCCACAAACUCGUUUAUACUUAAACCUGAUUAUUCGCUUAAUAUCCACCAAAUUACAACUCCCUAAAUUGAAAUUUUGAUUUUCCAUUUUCAUUUUGUCGAUUUCUUUAAUCCGAUUCCGAUCAUCGGCCGGAUGGGGUCCACGACCACAGCGGUGAAAUUCGUUAUCGUGGUAUGGCUCGCGGUCGUGGGCGGAUCGAUCACGGCCGUUAAUGGAGAUUUUAAUUACAAGGAGGCGCUUACGAAAUCGAUUUUGUUCCUCGAGGCGCAACGGUCCGGGAAACUCAAGAACUCGCGGAUCCCAUGGCGGGGUGACUCUGGUCUCCAAGACGGCAACCUUGAGAAUGUGGACCUUGUUGGUGGAUACUAUGAUGCAGGUGACAAUGUGAAGUAUGGAUUUCCCAUGGCAUUCACCAUCACAACUCUCUCUUGGGGAGCACUCUUCUACCGGGCUGAGCUGAAGGCGGCCGGAGAGCUCGAAAAUGUAUACUCUGCGAUCCGGUGGGGGACGGAUUUUUUCCUCAAAGCUGCUGCUAGACGAAAUACCUUGUGGGUCCAGGUGGGAGACCCGAUUGCCGAUCACGAAUGUUGGAUUCGGCCGGAGAACAUGGCUACACCAAGAACGCUUAUGCAGAUCAAUCAGAGCAUGCCUGGCACUGAGAUAGCAGCUGAGACGUCCGCUGCAUUGGCCGCCUCCUCGAUUGUGUUUAGGAACGUUGAUCACAAGUACUCCCGAAGCCUGCUCAACAAAGCGAAAUUACUUUUUCAGUUUGCAAAGAACCAUAAAGGAACCUUUGAUGGAGAAUGCCCCUUCUACUGUUCUUUCUCUGGCUACAAUGAUGAGCUGUUGUGGGCAGCUACAUGGCUAUACAUCGCAACAAACAGACCAACGUAUUACAAAUACAUAACAGAGGAAGCCAUCAGUGCCAGUGUUGCUGAGUUCAGCUGGGAUCUCAAAUACGCUGGUGUCCAGAUCCUACUCUCCGGCCUGCAUUUCUUGGGAGAUGAAAAUCUGCAGAAUUACAAGACGCAAGCAGAUAAUUUCGUUUGCGCAGUACUUCCAGAUAGUCAGUACCACCAAGUCUACAUUACUCCAGGUGGUCUGAUUCACCUACGGGAUGGCGCUAACACACAGUACGUCACGAGCACCGCGUUUCUGCUCAGCGUCUACAGCGACAUGCUUGCCAAACACAAGCAAACCGUCUCGUGCGGCGAUCAGCAGUUCGAUUCGAACCGCCUUAUGGCCUUCGCUAAACAACAGAUGGACUAUUUGCUAGGCAAUAAUCCAUUGGGCCAGUCGUACAUGGUCGGAUUUGGUAGCAAGUCACCAAAGCAGCCCCACCACCGCGGCGCGUCGGUCCCUGUGCUAUCGUCGAAUGAGAUAGUGAACUGCGCCAUGAGCUUUGUCCACUGGUACAACAAAAACGCACCCAACCCCAAUGAGCUGACUGGUGCCUUCGUCGGCGGGCCCGACCGCUACGACAACUUUGCAGACCAGCGCUGGGACUCAUCCAAGCUCGAGCCGACCACCUACAUCAACUCCAUCGCCAUCGGAGUCCUCGCAAAGCUUGCCAAACACCAUGUUUGAGAUUGAUUGUCAUAUAGCUACGUGUGCUAUGCAUGUGCAGUUAGUGCUGGAACCAUGCAACAUGUGCUGAUUGGUAAGCCCUCAUGCGGCCCAGAUGGUAAAGACUUUUCAAUGGAUAUGAACGAUUGAUGAGGGCAAGGACUGAUAAUCACCUUGGCACUAACAGGAGAAACUUAUAAAUACAAAAUGAGUAUACAUUUGUAAUUUGCGGUUUUAAGUUCUAUUGAAAUACUCUUAUAGA
Messenger RNA from Magnolia sinica, 2556 nucleotides. Its product is annotated as endoglucanase 16. The coding region runs from base 861 to 2315 and encodes 484 amino acids. The transcript has 9 exons. The record is from RefSeq and is a predicted model, not a curated record. Gene Ontology annotation, biological process: carbohydrate metabolic process. Gene Ontology annotation, molecular function: hydrolase activity, hydrolyzing O-glycosyl compounds. Lineage: Eukaryota; Viridiplantae; Streptophyta; Magnoliopsida; Magnoliales; Magnoliaceae.